Molecule: messenger RNA, 447 nt
Organism: Ostertagia ostertagi
Lineage: Eukaryota; Metazoa; Nematoda; Chromadorea; Rhabditida; Trichostrongylidae
Source: the annotation of a GenBank genome assembly
AUGCUUUUCGCUCUACUGUCUUCAGUGCUGCUCGUAGGAAAUGUAUGGGCAGCUGUGGAUCAGAACUGUACAAUAUAUGAUGGCAAUGACCUUAAGUUCGCCGAAUCUGCAGUAAACUGUGAGGAUAAAUUGUCGUCUACCAAUUGCGCCCUCUUAUACCCAAAAGAAGCGGUCGCAGGACAUGAUGCAGAGCGAGAUCCGAAGUGCAGCGGAGAUCCGACGAUAGAUCCUCAGCUGGUUCAAGCGGCGGUUGAUCUUUGUCCCAAGACGUGUGGCUACUGCUGUCUCACACCCGCCUUUUCAUGCAAUGACAAGCUGCAGCCAAGGAUACCAUGCUCGUCAGUUACGAAGAUAAUGUGCGAAAAUAAUGCCUGGAAGAGUAUUCUUGAAGAGGAUUGCCCGAAAACCUGCGGUUUUUGUGAUUCAGGUUUGUCUCGGCUAAAGUAA